GAAGAUUUUGUCCAGUGAACUAAAAGGAAAAUGAGCCAAUCACAGCAUAGUAACGGCCAAUGAAUCGGGAGAGUUCGGCUGAGACGAGGUAAGAACGGUUCAUUUCGUGAAUCUUUCGCAAUUCGCUUCAGUUUGCCGUAGGGGAAGGAACGUUUGUUUCGCGAUAGAAUGUUUUUUCAUGCUGCAGUUUAUAUCUAUCAUAUAUAGGCAGCUUUAGGUGGAUUAACAUGCGAAAUUAUUCAUUUUUUACCUAGCUGUUGAUAUAUUUCCUAUGGAAAUAUGCAUGGUGUAUCAAACUUCAAUCAGAAUCUGUGUUUGACGAUGCCGUUUGACAGCUUAACUUUUUUUUAAAUUUAAACUCACUUUUUUCGCUUGAUAUAAUUGUUAAAAGAAUCCGUAAAUUAUACGUCGAUUGGAAUCUACUUGGUCCAAAUGGAUUGAUCUUUUCUCUUAAUCAAGGAAUUUUGUUCGCUCUUAUUAAAAUCUUGAUAGAACUAUUUUCAAAAGUGGAAGAAGAUAUUAAAUUAAACAUUUACGAUCACGAUCACAUUUGGCUGUCAAUGUAACAAUAAUCGAGCACAAGAAUUGUGUAAUAUCUAUUAUACAUGAAUGGUUGGAGAUUUGCCAGACAUCGUCGGAGAAGGAUCGAUUUCAGAUCUAGGAGAUCUAAAAGGAUGGUGGAAUAACCACGCUAUAGUAGCCUGGAGCUUUGUCCUUUUCGGCUGUUUCUUACUAAAUGUCACGCUUCUAUUGGCAUUCCUUAUACGUCCGUCAUUACGGACUAUUUCCAACAGAUUUGUCAUGAAUUUAACAGUAUCGAACCUGUUGGUAUGCGCCAUCAUGAACCCACUGUUAAUUAUGGACGCCGCUUCGACAUCGUCCUCUUUCAUAGUCGAAUCUCAAUCCAUUGGAAGUAUCUGCGCGAUAUCAGAAGGUGCUGUGGCUAUCGUUACCACGUCUUCAGUCUUCUCGGUCCUAUUGAUCGCUGUGGAUCAAUACUUCGCCGUGGUAGAUCCUCUCCGUUACCGAGCUCGCGUGGACAAACUGAAAUCUGGAAUAUUGAUUAUUUCAACCUGGUUCAUCUCCAUAAUUUUUGGCUUCCUCGCUUUUUUUAAUCCGAACCCUCAAAGUUUCUGGCAAUCUUGCAUAUCCAGAAACAAAAAUUUAUCUUCCAACAUUUCUUUCGAUUUCCUGACAGAAUCGACAGUAUUGAAUAACAACACCAGCGAAUUGAAUAUCAAUGGAAUUUCUGAAAUAGUGGAAACUGUCAAGUCUAUCAGACUCGACGGCAAUAUGGAUCUCAUAGAAAAUAGUACUACUGUGAUCUUUGAUACGCUUACAAGUGAUACAAUUACUUACGGCUUUGUCUAUGCCAUCGUGUAUAGUAUAUUCGCUUAUUUCAUCCCAUUCGUUGCUGUUUGCUGGAUUUAUGUUAGCAUCUACGUGGCAGCACAUAGAAAUUCGGAAAGGACUAGAAAAAGUGGAUCUAGACCUAUAUUAUCGUCAUCCAGUUUCACGGAAGAUCAAAAUGGCCCACCUAGGCUUCAACGUCUUCAGGCGGACACCAUUGAAGAUUUUCGCAAAUUGCCGAAAAUAUCGAGUUUAUCGUCGAUAGAUGAGACAAGCGAAACUAUGCAACCGACUGGUCAAUUAUCUCGAAGGCGAUCAUUUUCGUCUUCCAUGGAUAUAGAAGAAUCUUCUCCUCCUUUAGAGGAGAAGACAUCCUCGGGCAUUGUCUUCACGGUCGAUUUACAAAGAGUUGAAGUGACUCAAUUCACAAACGGUGAAGAAAAUUGUAAGAAUGAUAAUUUGUACAGUGAUUUAGCGAUUGAGAAAAAUAUCGAUCAAAAUAAGUAUCGGGAGCAAGAUCUGCAAUCGGAGAAAAACGACAUAUCAUCGAAAGAUUUGAAAGAAAAUGAACAAGUGUCGGAUAAUUGGAUGUCAAGAGGUUUGGAUGUCGAGGAAAGCAAUGAACCUGAAAACGAAGUUCGUUUCGAUUAUUUCGAUAAUUUAAACGUUCAUGAUAACAAGUUUUCCUUAGCUCUCUGUGAUGAUGACAAUUCAUUAAAAUCAUUGAAAAUUUCCCAAAUCGUGGAAGGAGAAGAAAAUUUAAAUAACGAAGUCAAAGAAAAUGAGCUAAAAGUAAUUCAUGAAAUUAGUGAUCGAAAAGAAGAACAUAUAUUACAAGAUAUAGACGAUGACUUGACAAGUCAAUUAUCAAACCAAGGAGAUUUUAAAAUAUCACCGAGUCCUUCAGAAGUGAGACCAAACCGUAGGUUAUCGACGUUCUUUAAUACAGACACUUUGCAGAACACACGUGAAGAUGGUAUCAAGACUGAGAAAGAUAAUAACGGUAGCAAUGUUAUUAUAGAAUCGUCCUCGUGUCUGCUGACGCCAAUAGUGACGAUUACACCGGCUCCAAGUAAAAACGAUAACUUGCAUCGUGUGUCAAGUGUGAAGAGUACCUCGAGCUACAUAAAUUCGUUGAAAGACCGGAUAAGCAAUGGUUCUAUAUUUAGGCACAGAGAAGAGACCAGAGCAGCGCGAAUAAGCGCUCUGGUGAUCGUGAUGGGUCUGACCUGUUGGUCGCCAUAUGUAAUAUUGUUGGUAAUGAAAAAUUUACCUCGGUAUACUGACCAACAUUUGUCUCAUAAAUAUGACGUACUGGCCUCCAGUUUCUUGAUUCUGGCCGCCUAUAUUAGCCCGUUGUUAUUCGGAUAUAGAUCAAAACGAGUGAAACGUGAGUUGAGGAGGUUCUUCUGUUUCAGGAGAGAAUUAUCCUAUAAAAAUAAUCGAAGUUUAAUGGCCAAGAAGGUGUUGAAAAGACGGCACAGUAGCAAUCUUAGUCAUUUCGAGGUGGAUCAUAAAUACAAUAUAUUCAAUUGUAUGUACGGAAGGAAUCGAUGGCCGAAGGAAAAGGUUCAAUUUGUUCAAGUACCGGACACAGCGUUGGUUGUAGAAACUUGUAGGAGCAGUUUCUCCAGUGGAGCAAGUACUCAGAUUUCGAGCACUUCGACGGAGGAAUGUUGACACGUAUCCAUGACGUUCCUGAAAGUUUGAUGUUCGUUUGAAAAGUAGUUUAUUAGUAAUGUCUUUUAUAAAGUACUUAAUUCGCAAUUAUAAUUAUAUAUCUUUUUAAAGUUGUUUUUUUUGUGAAACAAUUUCAGAGACGUUGAUAGAUAGAGACUGAACAAAAAACAUUAAUUAUAUAAGAUUAAGGUUAAAGAAAAUGGUCAAAUAAUAUAAAAAUAUGUAGAGUUCGUUAAACAAUUUUCUAGAGGAAUUUUCUUAAAGGAAAUGGGCAAAAUGAGGUUCUAUUAAGUU
This is a messenger RNA of Apis florea (little honeybee), 3324 nucleotides long. RefSeq lists its product as uncharacterized. Gene Ontology annotation, biological process: G protein-coupled receptor signaling pathway. NCBI's taxonomy places the organism in Eukaryota, Metazoa, Arthropoda, Insecta, Hymenoptera, Apidae. Gene Ontology annotation, molecular function: G protein-coupled receptor activity. The record is from RefSeq and is a predicted model, not a curated record. Gene Ontology annotation, cellular component: membrane.